GUAAGGUUAUGUUUUCUGUCAAAACACUUUUUUUUUCUUUUGUCAUCAUGUAAAUAAUGAAUAAAUACACAUGAUGUAAUAAUCCUGUUUACUUUCUUUUUUUUUCAAAGAAAUAAUAGUACAAGAAAGCUUUAUUUGAUAGCUUUAAAAUUAUAGAAAAAUGAUUUCGAACGCUGUUCGUUUAUCUGUUUGUUCGGGUAGUUUUCUCUACACUUUUUAUGUUAUGUGUAAUUUCAUGAUUUUCUUAUCAAGUCAUAGUGGUAAUCAAAAACUUGUUGAACUGACUGAAACAGAAGAUGAAGAGGAGGAUACAAUUCUCAUGACAAUACAAUAUUUAAUGAUCAACACAUGCUUGAUAGGUGCCUUUGUCCUGCAACAUUCAUUAAUGGCUAGUGAUUUUAUAAAAAGAAUUUUUUGCUCAUUAAAAAUAGAGGAUCUCGAGAGGAGUAUUUAUAAUGCUUGCAGUGCAGGAGCACUUCAUUUGUUGAUUAAAUUCUGGACGCCGAUAUCGUCGAUAAUAUUGUGGAAUAUAAAUACGAUACAAAAUUCAAAAAUAUCUUUAGUGAUGACAGUUUUUCAAAUUGUCGGCUGGAUUAUCAUUUACAGCGGCUGUCUUAUGAUGGAUAUCGGCGAAUUAGUUGGAAUAAAACAAGUUAUUUAUAAAAUAAAAAAUUUGCCCUCGCCAAUAAGCACAAAAUCCCGUGAAUUAAAACGUUAUUUUUCUCGUAUGAGACAUCCAAGUUACAUUGGAUUUUUAUUCAUUCUUUGGAUUCAUCCAUUCAUGAGCCUCGAUCGACUAUUACUGGCACUUCUUCUCACAGUAUUUAUGACAAUGAUGUGGAACAUUGAUGAGCAGGAUUAUCAUUAUCAUUUAAAAUCUUUAGAGAGAAAAAAGAGAAAUUUAAAUCACUCGUAACUUUUUUUUUUACUUAUUUAUUUUUAUUUAAAUAUUUAUUAUCGUCACUAUCAUUUAUGCUUUCAGUAUUCAUUCACGCUUCACUCUUUAACACUUGCCAUUGAAUUAUUUAUUUUCUAAUCUUAAGAAGAUUUAAAAAAAAACAAUCUAGUUAAUAGUAUUUAAUUAAUUUUACGCCGAAUAAUUAAUAUUACGCUGAAUCUGAAUAAUUAAUAAUUCGCUCAAUCUGAAUAAUUAGUGUUACACUAAAUAGUAUUACGCUGAAUCUAAAAUAAUUAUUUAAAAAAUAUUAAUAACAAAAUUGCGCUAUAUUUGAAUAUUUAAAUUAAUAUUACGCUGAAUCUGAUUAAUUAAUUAACAAAAAUAU
This is a messenger RNA of Leptopilina heterotoma, 1283 nucleotides long. Its product is annotated as nurim homolog. Gene Ontology annotation, cellular component: nuclear membrane. Lineage: Eukaryota; Metazoa; Arthropoda; Insecta; Hymenoptera; Figitidae. The transcript has 3 exons. The coding region runs from base 161 to 916 and encodes 251 amino acids. The record is from RefSeq and is a predicted model, not a curated record.